AUUGGAACAGGCUUCCCAGGGCAGUGGUAGAGUCACCAUCCCUGGAGGGGUUUAAAAGAUACAUAGAUGAGGUUCUCAGGGACAUAGGUUAGUGGUGACAGUGUGAAGUUAACGACUGGACUCUAUGUUCUUGAGGGUUUCUUCCAUCCAAAAUGAUUCUAUUAUUCCAUGAUCCUGUCAGGCGUGUGCAUCCUGGAGCAGCUGCUCCUAAUCUCACACAUGCUUGUGUCCUCAGCCAGCUUUGUCUUGCCCUUGUGUCUUGUGGCUGGUAGAGGUCCUCUGCCUUGACCUCAGCUUAGAGCAGCUCCACGAAGCCUUUUCUCCUGUAAACAACCUCACCAGCAUGUGGGCGACCUUUAGGUUGUGCAUCGCGCUUGGCGGAUGUCGGCUUGUGUUUGUCCUUCUCAGUGAGAGCAGCUCAAGUGCAAACUACAUGAGGUCAUUCCAGCCUCAAGAUCACUGAGACCAGGAGUCACUUACCUCCUGCUGCCCUGUACAAUGCAAAAACAACGUCAUGCAACUACCCACAGAGGUUUACACGGUGGUUUUUGGCGGCCUCAUCUCUGCAACAGCUUAAGCAAAUACACUGAAAACAAUCUGGAGAAGUCAGCUCUUUAUGUACGUACAGGAAGCCUCAGGAGUCUGUAGAAACAAAUCCUGCUUCUUAUACAACAUUUAUCUCCUAAGACAGAGGAAUUUCAGUCUCCUUAUUGAACAUGCUGAGGCAGAAUGAGAAAGUCGCUUCCUCAGAGUCACAGAGUCCGGGUCUCCAUUCGUUAGACCACACUGCUACAGUUGAGUAGGUUCAUAGAGGGUUGGGGCUUGCUAGAACAAGAAUCAUUUCAUCUGCAGAAGGUCUUUUUUUAAUCACAGAAAGGAAAGAUCAUUGCAAAGCCAGUUUGUUCAGCUGUUUUCUAAAAUUUGGUGGUUUGCAUAGUGGAAGCACAACCCAUUCACAGUCACUGUAGCUGUUUUUAAUGACAGCUGUUAAUAGCCUGUGGGUUUUGCUGGGGUUUGUGUCUGGAUUCUCUUUGGGUUUCUCGCCUUCCUCACUGCUGUGUUCAUAGGCCAGGUUGUCUGGGAAAUGCAACUCCCACCCCCCUCCAAGAUGAUCGUUUUUAUAUUCAAAAUAGAGCAAGGAAUCCUCAGGGGGAAGAAAAGAGUUAGUUCUGACACAAAGACCUGAUUAAAAAAAGAAAGCCCAUUAAAAGUGUUUGCAAAAUCAGGCUGCUCCUGCAAUCUGGGAGUGUAACAUUCAAAGCAGUCAGUCCCAUGGAUUGUGUGGACGUGGUGGGAGCCAGAGGUUUCUAACAGAGAAAUCCUGCAAGGGCCCUCAGCCCCAUGGAGCAUCUGUCAUGGGUCGGACAAGUGGUUCGUCCAUCUUCGGAUCGUGUCUCCAGGAGCAGCUGCAUAGGAAGCAGGAUGGGGUUGCUCGGGAGCAAAAAUCAGCUGACGUCCAAUGAGAAACACCCCUCUGGAAGCAACCCAAAACACAAGAGUAAACCUCUUCUCACCUCACCCAAGGGCAGAGAAUUUAUCAACAUCCCUCAUCUAAACCAAGCCUCUGUACAAGAUAACUUAAUUGUGAUUGCACUGUACGAUUUUCCUGCCUCAAGUGACCGUGACCUGCAGCUGGUCAAGGGGGAGAAGCUCCAAGUCCUCUCCAACGAGGGUGACUGGUGGUUGGCAAAAUCCCUCAGCAGCGGGAGGAAAGGCUACAUCCCUAGUAACUUCGUCGCACAAGUAGACAGUUUGGAAGAGGAAAAGUGGUAUUUCAAAACUCUGAGCAGAAAAGAUGCUGAACGGCUGCUGUUGUCUUCUGGUAACAAAGUUGGCUCUUUCCUUGUCCGAGAGAGUGAAACCAGCAAAGGUGCCUAUUCCUUAUCCGUCAGGGACAGCGACUCUGCACAUGGGGACAUCAUCAAACACUACAGGAUCCGCUCCUUAGAUGGUGGGGGAUAUUAUAUCUCCCCCAGGAUGACUUUCUCCAGCCUGCCAGAUCUAAUCCAUCAUUACAGCCAGAAAGGGGAUGGCCUGUGCCAGCGGCUCACAGCUCCCUGCAAAUCCUUGGUUCCCCAGAGACCCUGGGCACAGGACGAAUGGGAGAUCCCACGGGAGUCUCUGAAGCUCGUGAAGAAACUUGGCAGUGGGCAGUUUGGGGAAGUGUGGAUGGGGUACUACAAGAACAACAUCAAGGUGGCUGUGAAGACCAUGAAGGAGGGCAGCAUGGAUCCUGAUGCCUUCUUGGCAGAGGCAAACUUGAUGAAGAGGCUCCAGCAUAACAAACUGGUCCGGCUAUAUGCAGUAGUCACAAAGCAGCCCAUCUACAUUGUGACAGAGUACAUGGCCAAUGGGUGUUUGCUCGAUUACUUGAAGACAGAAGAAGGAAGCCAACUGAAUCUCCCCAAACUCAUUGAUAUGUCGGCUCAGGUGGCAGAGGGAAUGGCCUACAUCGAGAGAAUGAACUCCAUCCACCGCGACUUGAGAGCCGCCAACAUCCUCGUCUCAGAGACCCUUUGCUGCAAAAUUGCUGAUUUUGGCCUGGCCAGGAUCAUCGAGAAUGAAUACUUGGCGCAAGAAGGUGCCAAAUUCCCGAUCAAAUGGACAGCACCAGAGGCCAUUAAUUUUGGAGUUUUCACCAUCAAAUCUGAUGUGUGGUCUUUCGGGAUCCUCCUGACAGAAAUCAUAACCUACGGCAGGAUCCCUUACCCAGGAAUGACCAACCCAGAGGUGAUUCGCAACCUGGAGCGGGGUUACCGCAUGCCCUGCCCUGACAUGUGCCCCGGUGAACUCUACAACAUCAUUCUGAAAUGCUGGCGAAACAAGCCAGAGGAGCGCCCGACCUUCGAGUACCUGCAGUCAGUCCUUGAGGACUUUUACACUGCCACGGAGAAGCAGUAUGAGCCAGAGCCUCAGCAGUAAACCACGGUCCUGCCAGCACCUGGGGACAGACCUGGAGGAAAGCCACCAUCUCACACAGCCUGGAGAUGGCUCAUUUCAGGCCUUUCCCUUUCUCCUGUGUGCCACCACGAUGCGUUUGGAGAUGGGGAAUGAGCAGGGAGAUGAGGGAAGUGGACGCUGCCAGCUCUGUGGUUAUCAUGGAGAUUAACGAGGUGGCUGAGAGCUGGCACAGCUCCUUCCUCAUCCACCUUGGAGGUCUGUACUCAUUUCAUGGACAUUGUCUCUACCACGAAGGACAGUGGACUCCUUCAUGACUCACACAGAUAAAGUAAAGCCCCUCAGCCCUGCAACUGCAUCCCCAAGAAGUGGGGCCCAUGGCUGGGGUGAUGGUUGGGGUGCGGGUGAACAAUCUCCCCCCUCUUCUGAAGCCAUUGCUGGCAAUACUACAACCCCCUUCAUGCUACAGGCAGGGAUGGGACUGUGUCCUUUCUGCACCUUCUUGAGCUGCACCAACCCCCCAAGUUCUGGAGCAAUCUCUCCAAGUGGUGUCACCCCUCUGCCCGAAGCCAAUAAUAAAGAAUGGUAUAAGACCACUGUGCAUUUCUUCAUUUGGGUUUCAGGGUGAGAAUAGGUCCUUGGACUUCUCGUUCCCACCCCCAGCCCAUGGAGGAGAAGGAGGAGAGGACAUGGAGCUCCCCGGCAGCUAGGGGUGACGCUGGGGUGAUACCCGGAGGGAUGCCCGGGAGGUACCCGAAUAACCGCCGGCACAGAAGAGAUGGAGCCCGGAGUGAGGAGAGAUGUUCGUGAUGUGGCCACGAGGUGUCCCUCCUUCCCCGAAAAUAUGGGUGGCUCCUGUCAAAAAUAAACAAACCCCAAAAUUACAAAAAAUACCCUCCUUGCUUUGCUGAGCCC
Columba livia (rock pigeon) is the source of this 3813-nucleotide messenger RNA. It is a transcript of the gene BLK, whose product is annotated as BLK proto-oncogene, Src family tyrosine kinase. Gene Ontology annotation, biological process: cell differentiation; cell surface receptor protein tyrosine kinase signaling pathway; protein phosphorylation. Gene Ontology annotation, molecular function: ATP binding; signaling receptor binding; non-membrane spanning protein tyrosine kinase activity. Gene Ontology annotation, cellular component: extrinsic component of cytoplasmic side of plasma membrane. Bases 1342 to 2922 code for a protein of 526 amino acids. The record is from RefSeq and is a predicted model, not a curated record. The transcript has 13 exons. Lineage: Eukaryota; Metazoa; Chordata; Aves; Columbiformes; Columbidae.